AUAUCGAUUCGGCGUUGCGGUGCUGUGUUGGUUAGCCACUGGCGGUGUAGGUGCACGCGCGCCGCCUCGUAGGUGUACCGCGUCGCGGUUUGCCGCGACGGCGUAUACUGUUCUUGGCACAGUUUCUGACCAUCUCCUAUUGCGAGCGGACCGCGCGCGCUGGACCUAAGCGUGAUUUCGUCGCGCCUCAAGUUUUCGUCGACCAACCCCGCCGCCGCCGUCGCCGUCGUUGCGAGCCACCCUUCCCUUCCGCCACUCGGGACUAAUCCGUUUCCGGUCCGGUGCCAUCGAAAAAAUGCAGUUGACGUCGUGCUGCGGUUGUUACACGGUGAAAACUGGUACCAUCAUCACCGGAGUACUCAGCAUAGCCUGCUCGAUCCUCUCGCUGUACUUGAUCUUCACUAUGGACGUGGAAUGGAAGACGAUACUGUUCGAAAAUCUGGACCAGAACAUCGUCAAGAUCAUCUACGCGUUGAAUCUGUGCAUGACGAUCCUGAUCUCGACGUUACUCAUCGUCGGCGCAGUCAAACAAAAUACGUUCAUGAUGCUGCCGUGGGUCGCCCUGGGUAUCAUCCUUGCGGUCGGACUUCUAAUCAGCGUGAUCUACACCGCGAUCAUGUUCUUCGUCAAUCAUGUUACCGAAACCGGCAUUCUGUGGCUUGUCAUCGGCAGCGCUGCUUCCGCGACCUUCUCGUAUCUGUGGCUGGUGGUCUACAGCUACUUCCAGCAGCUGAAGUACAACAAGCUGAACAGCAGGAUCGGUCCCUACGGCAAGCCGUACACUUACCGGCGGACUUGAAAAGGGCCGCGGCAGGAGGGUCACGCGACAAGAACGAUCUAAAACGCGCGAAUUUCCCCCGAAGAUUAACCGAUGAGAACGGUCCAAUUGCUUCGCAGUGGGGUCGCUUGAUGUUCGAUCGGCGCAAUCACACCAAAGCACGAGGCACCGCGGCUUCCCGCCGGCAGGAAGAUCCAUCGGAUACCGCGGAGUCGUGUCUCGUGACGCAACGCUAAUCGCGAACGAUAGAUUAGAACGUAUUUAUGGCAACGGGCGAUUGCGCUCUCGGACGAUUAUCGGGAUCUACGAACUUUUGCAACGUUCUCGAACGCUCGGACACACGGUACAAAUGGAAUAAAAAUUUCGAAACGAGCGAUUGCAAAUA
Megalopta genalis is the source of this 1163-nucleotide messenger RNA. RefSeq lists its product as uncharacterized. NCBI's taxonomy places the organism in Eukaryota, Metazoa, Arthropoda, Insecta, Hymenoptera, Halictidae. The record is from RefSeq and is a predicted model, not a curated record.